GAAACUGUUGUGCUGAAAGGAAGAAUUAACUGGUCUUUCAACUUCAGCCUUUUUAUUGUGAGAGGGGAGAUCACAGAAGUGUUACCAUGGGGAGAACAGCAGCUAAAGAGCAGUUUAAUUGGGAUGAUUAUCUGAAAGAGACUGAAUCAGUAGCUGCCCCUCUACAUUGUUUCAGACAGUCUAGGAUUCCACCUACAAAUGAUUUCAAAGUUGGUAUGAAACUGGAAGCCCACGAUCCGCGCAAUGUGACCUCGGUUUGCAUCGCUACAGUCAUCGGAAUCACUGGGGCCAGGCUGCGGCUGCGGCUGGAUGGAAGUGACAACAAGAAUGAUUUUUGGAGGCUUGUGGAUUCGUCUGACAUACAGCCCAUUGGGACCUGUGAAAAGAAAGGGGGAAUGCUGCAGCCCCCACUUGGGUUCCAGAUGAAUGCAUCAUCUUGGCCAAUGUUUCUCUUAAGAACUCUCAAUGGAGCUGAAAUGGCACCUGCAGCUUUCUUUAAGAAGGAACCACCAAAACCUGUGCCAAACUGCUUUAAAGUUGGAAUGAAACUUGAAGCUAUAGAUAGAAAGAACCCAUACAUGAUUUGCCCAGCCACCAUUGGAGAUGUUAAAGGAGAUGAAGUUUUUGUUACAUUUGAUGGCUGGAGAGGAGCAUUUGACUACUGGUGCAGAUGUGAUUCUCGAGAUAUUUUCCCAGUCGGAUGGUGUAGCUUGACAGGAGAUGCAUUACAACCACCAGGGAACAGUGUUUCCAUUACAAAGAGCAGUGCAAAAAUCCAAUCUUCCCCUUCCAAAGUGACCCGGCGUUCAAUGCAGUCUCCACAGAAAUCUGCUCCAGUACCAGCGCAACGGGGCAGGAAACCAGGUCGGGGCAAACCCCCUGGACAGUCUGCAGUUCCCAAGAAGGGCAGGUCUCCUAAAAAUAUUCCCCUGACAAAAAGCACCUCUCAUACUGAAAAUCUUAAAACAAGGAAAAAAAGUUUAAAACCUGGAAAAAAGAAAAAAGUCUUGCCAGAACUGACUCCUGCAUCUCCUUCUCCUCAGUCAUCUCCUGAGGGGGACAACGGCACUGCACAGAUACGUAAAGAUGGAAUUAGUUUGUCUGGUGCGCCUGCAGCAGUUAUAUCCACAGUGUGUGUUUAUGUCAACAAACAUGGAAAUUCUGGGCCUCACCUGGAUAAGAAGAAGGUUCACCAGCUUCCAGACCAUUUUGGACCAGGUCCUGUCAAUGUGGUACUUCAGCAGGCUGUACAGGCGUGUGUGGAUUGUGCCUAUCAAGCCAAAACAGUCUUUGGAUUUCUGAAAUCUGGCCAUCAUGGAGGGGAAAUGAUAACUGCUUCCUUUGAUGGGGAAAAGCAUUCCAUCAAUCUUCCUUCUGUAAACAGUGCAUCGUUUGUCCUACGCUUCUUGGAGAAACUGUGCCACAGCCUGCAGUGUGAUAAUCUCUUUAGUAGCCAACCUUUCAGCCCCUACAUGGGAUGUGCACAUAGUCCCACGGAGUAUGAUAGGAGCAAGCCAGCAAAGGAAGAAAUACCUGAAAACAGGAGUGCUAAACGAUAUUCUCAGGACUCUCCACCAUAUACUGCUCCUCUUUCCCCUAAGCUUCCCAGAAAUGAUGCUCAUCCAUCUGAAGCAGAAACAUUGCCUAUAGAGGAAAACAGCACUUCCAAAGAACACCGGUUUUCUGAGGACUCCAUGGAUUCUGCACUUAAUUCUGUCAAUCUGUCAAGCCCAACCUGCCGAAAUUCCACGGAGUACCGGACUUCAGGAAGUGCUGCAUACUACAGAAAUUCCCAUCAGCCAGUGACUGCUACCUCAAACUCAGCCCCAGCCCUGCACAGGCUGUCCCUGAGCUCUGCUGGGAGCAGUGGUUACUAUGAAGUCAGUAGGAACCGAAUGCAGAGGCGGAUUGAAGCUGCAAGUUCCACAACUGGGCCAGAUGUGAACUCACUAAAAAAGGAACCUUCAAGAAUAUUGAAUAAGGAUCCUUCCACCUGGUCCAUAGAGGAAGUAAUGCGUUUUGUGAAAGAAGCUGAUCCACAGGCACUGGCUCCACAUGCAGAGCUCUUUAGGAGACAUGAAAUUGAUGGGAAGGCACUACUCUUACUGAGGAGUGACAUGAUCAUGAAAUAUAUGGGACUGAAGCUGGGGCCUGCCUUAAAGUUGUGCUACCACAUUGAACGACUUAAACAAGGAAAGUACUAA
Messenger RNA from Acanthisitta chloris (rifleman), 2204 nucleotides. RefSeq names its product sex comb on midleg-like 2 (Drosophila) (gene SCML2). The transcript is spliced from 13 exons. Gene Ontology annotation, molecular function: protein binding. Gene Ontology annotation, biological process: regulation of DNA-templated transcription. The coding region runs from base 87 to 2204 and encodes 705 amino acids. Gene Ontology annotation, cellular component: nucleus. The record is from RefSeq and is a predicted model, not a curated record. Lineage: Eukaryota; Metazoa; Chordata; Aves; Passeriformes; Acanthisittidae.